GCCGCCCCGUUUCCGCUUCCGGCCACGCCCCCUCCCCACGCGCUGCCCACCGGUUCCAUUGAGUAGUUCCCGCGCGCGGGAAGCGCUCGCGCCGCUCGCGGCGGCCGCCGAUUGGCUGAGAGGAGAGGAGGGGGGGCGCUGAGGUACGGCGGGCGCUGAUUUGUUGCGAGAGCGGGAGGCGGGACUAACCGGGAGAGCGGCGGGCGCUGAUUGGUUGAACGGGGGCGCGGCCUAAGCCGGAAAGGGGCGUGGUCUCGGUGAUGCCGAAGCGCGGGAAAAAGGAGGAGGCGGCGAAGGACGGAGAGGGGGUGCCCCCCAAGGUGCCCAAGGCCUCCCCCGCCCCCCAGUACGAGGACCCCCCGCUCCGGGAGGAGACCCCCGGGGGGCGGCGCUGGACCCUCAAGGUGACCUCGUGGAACGUCGACGGGCUGAGAGCCUGGGUCAAGAAAGGGGGGGCCCAGUGGGUGCAGGAGGAGGCCCCGGACGUUCUGUGCCUGCAGGAGACGAAAUGUGCGGGUCCCUCCGUGCCCCCCGAGGUCCGGGGGCUGCCGGGGCUGCCCCACCAGUUCUGGGCCAGCGCCGAGGGGAAACCGGGAUACAGCGGGGUGGGGCUGCUGGCCAAGACUGAGCCCCUCAAGGUCACCUAUGGCAUAGGAGCCCCCGAGCACGACUCGGAGGGCCGGGUGAUCACGGCCGAGUUCCCGUCUCUCUUCGUGGUCAGCGCCUACGUGCCCAACGCGGGGCGGGGCCUGGUGCGCCUGGAGCCGCGGCUGCGCUGGGACUCGGCCUUCCUGGAGUUCCUGCGGGGCCUGGACGCCCAGAAACCCGUCCUGCUCUGCGGGGACCUCAACGUGGCGCACCAGGAGAUCGACCUGUGCCACCCCGGCUCCAACCGCGCCAGCGCCGGCUUCACGCCGCAGGAGCGCGAGGGCUUCUCGCGCCUGCUGGGCGCCGGCUUCGUCGACUCCUUCCGCCGCCUGUACCCCGAGGCGCGCGGCGCCUACACCUUCUGGACCUACCUGGGCGGCGCCCGCGCCCGCAACGUGGGCUGGCGCCUCGACUACUUCGUGCUGUCCCGGCGCCUGGCGGACGACGCCCUGUGCGACAGCAAGAUCCGCAGCGCCGUGCCCGGGAGUGACCACUGCCCCAUCACCGCCUACCUGGCCAUGUAGGGCCGUGCCCGGGAGUGACCACUGCCCCAUCACCGCCUACCUGGCCAUGUAGGGAGUGACCACUGCCCCAUCACCGCCUACCUGGCCAUGUAGGGAGUGACCACUGCCCCAUCACCGCCUACCUGGCCAUGUAGGGAGUGACCACUGCCCCAUCACUGCCUACCUGGCCAUGUAGGGCCGUGCCCGGGAGUGACCACUGCCCCAUCACCACCUACC
Pipra filicauda (Wire-tailed manakin) is the source of this 1388-nucleotide messenger RNA. RefSeq names its product DNA-(apurinic or apyrimidinic site) endonuclease-like. The record is from RefSeq and is a predicted model, not a curated record. The coding region runs from base 261 to 1172 and encodes 303 amino acids. The transcript is spliced from 5 exons. Gene Ontology annotation, molecular function: phosphoric diester hydrolase activity; endonuclease activity; double-stranded DNA 3'-5' DNA exonuclease activity. Gene Ontology annotation, biological process: base-excision repair. Lineage: Eukaryota; Metazoa; Chordata; Aves; Passeriformes; Pipridae. Gene Ontology annotation, cellular component: nucleus.